Messenger RNA from Mycena citricolor, 1242 nucleotides. The record is from the annotation of a GenBank genome assembly. NCBI's taxonomy places the organism in Eukaryota, Fungi, Basidiomycota, Agaricomycetes, Agaricales, Mycenaceae.
AUGUCCUCUGGAACUUCCAAGAAGAAGAAGGAUGGUGCCUCGACCGUCUCAAAGGGGAAAGCCGCAUCUGCAGGGAGUGAUGUAAAUGCUGGCACCGAACCGAAGAAGUCGGCUAAGAGGGGAAAGAAGGUGGCGGUGAAACCGAUAGCAGACGACAACGAGGUUGAGGUAGAAGAGACCAAGAGGACAAAGGGUGACAGCGUUCCCUGGGGCAAGAACCCAAGCUGGAUUGCUAAGGCCAUCGAAUACCUCACCAACAAUCCUGAGUUCCGUAUGAAGCUCUUCAGUGAUUCGACCAGUGACGCUGCCGCACAGUCUCGGGCCAAGGUGCAGGGGAAGGAGACAAAAGUCGGGAUGUACGAGAUCAUCAUGGACUUUGUUGCAGGUGUGCCGUCCGCAUCAGAGAUGGAGGAAGAGGCAAAGGUGAAGUCAGAGAGCGGCAGUGCAGAUCAUGAGGCAGAGAGCAACGAGGAGGAGACCGGGGUGUUGGGUCCGGAGUGGAAAGCCAAGUACCUGGCUGAUCGAGGGAGUUUGGCGAGAUCUCUGCAGCAACAGUUUUCUCGGAUGAAGAAGACCUAUUCAGGGCAUGUCAGUAAACUCUACGCAACAGGUGGAGGACUGCGGCCUGAAGACGAUCAAGCCAAUCUCAUAGCACAAAUCAAAGAACAAUUUGUUCACUGGGACGAACUGGAUGGAUUCUGGAGAGAACUGCCCAACUACAACCCAAUCGGCGUGUUGAACGCGAAGUCGGGUGCAAAUCACGGGAAGCGAGCAGGAGCGCUCUUUGGGAUCGAUGCUGCCGAUGAUAUUCUAGCCUUGGGGGAUGUUGCCCACAGUCCCUCUUGGACCACCAUCUCUCGAGACGCAUCCUCGCCUCCCUGUGACAAGUUGAUUGCAACGUCGGAGGGACCAGAUAUGGACGAGUUGGAACAUGAAGAGGUUGAGGACGCUCCUGAGGAGAUUAUGCCAAAACAAGAGAAGGGAAAGAAGAACAGCGGCAAGUCCGAAUCAAGCAAAGCCAAGCCAAAGCCAAAGCGGUUCGACAUCGACUCGCUUGAUCAAGCUUAUCAUGAGGAUCUUGCUGAAUCCUCAAAACGACGGGCGGACCGAGUGGGUCUGGAAAUCGAGCGCGAAAAGAACAAGCGUCGAAAGCUUGAGAACGAGCGCCAGAAAUUUGAACUGGAGCGAGAAGAAAGACGGCUGCAGAUGCAACAACAGGCGCAGCAGAAUCAGCUGAUGAUG